Molecule: messenger RNA, 5592 nt
Organism: Notodromas monacha
Lineage: Eukaryota; Metazoa; Arthropoda; Ostracoda; Podocopida; Cyprididae
Source: the annotation of a GenBank genome assembly
GAGAGUUUCCGUGAUGAGUCGACGCCAGGAAACGGCGACGUCGGGGAUGAGACGAGUGACCUAAUAAUAAGUGGUGGACGACGACCUACUCAGACCUCGUUGCUGCCGGAAGAUCACCCGAGGCCGAUACCGAGAUCCAGGUCUCCGUCUGUCGGAACAGAGCCCAGCAAACAAGGUCGUUUCUCACCUUCAAACACCGGUGCCACGACCACCACCAAUUAUUGGAACGGACUGAAAAGAAUCAGUAAACAGCAGCCGACAGCAGCAACAACAGGCGUUAUUGGCGACGGAGGAGGAGGAGGAGGGUUGUUUGUGACGUCGACGUCGACGACGACGACGCCGGACCCAAACCGAAUUGUAGUCAAGGUCAGGUUUGAACCCGUCAGAUCGGCGGUUUGGUUGCGGCGUAGUUGUGAUCAAGAAGAUCAUAUCGAGCGAAAGAGUUUGCAGUUACUUGACACGAUGGCUUGUGGCGGACCUUCGAAGACACCUGAAGAAGCAACUGAGGAACUGACGGAAUUGGUCAGAAGAAUUCAAACGAUCGACGUGAACUCAAGGAAGAGAGUGCAUAACAGUGCCGAAGGAGCAUCUCUGGACGGUGAAACAUCUAUGAUGUCCAAAUUAAACCAGCUUAAAGGGGUAAAGUCGCUUUCGAUUGAACAACGUCUUCGGUUGGCGAGAUUUCUAAAGGUGAUGCAUAGUGAAUUCGUAGCCGAGUCCGAAUUACGAGGUGCAGAAAGGGAGCUACGUUUAAAAAAGGUGCGCAUCGCAGAAAUCGGAGAAGAGUGCAUGCUUUUGGAAACUAACGCAAUAAAGCUGAAGGGAACAGAAGAUGAUUUAAGAGAAAAGAUCAUGAAAGAUCAACUUCUGCUGGAUCGUGCAAGGGAACUGCAAAGAGAGGCUGACAAUGCCUUGAAAGAGGCAUUUCAACGGGUACUAAUAAGUGAUGCUUGUUCGAUAAACGAGGCAUUAGGUUCAGGACGUUGGUAUCUUGCCAAUGAUGUUUCUUUUACGGGACGUGAAGAAAAUGGUAUAACGACCCUGCGAUUCCGUGAUGCUGAAUUGGUGUUGGGGCCUAGUGACGGUCUCUUGCUAUCAUGGAUUCGAGAUAUGAACAAGGGGUUACUUCCUACAAGAAUUGCGGGCGUACCAGAUGAGACUGCUCCAAAUACUUCUGUUAUAAGGAGAAGUAUUGAGGUACAGCCUGUGAUCGGCGAUGAUAAAGUUGUAAUGAAUUAUGCACAAAGUGAUGCUAGUUCUGUACGAACCGAAUUCGAGCUACUAUUGGAUGAUGUAAUUUGUAAAAUAUUCCUGAUGACAAAAUUCGUGCCUGAGAAUGAGAUGCAAUAUUUUCGGAAUGCGUCGCGCGCAAUGAAGAUUACGGAUCGUCUACUUGAUUUACUGGGGGACUGGAAAAUCCCAUUGCCUAUUCCUGGUUGUGUCUUCGAGGAUUUCGGAUUUGCUACGGAUGACUAUGGAUUCACUGGGCCAUUACGUGAAAAUUCGGAUCUUCCAGCAAUCCUAAUUCUAAGUACAUCUAUGACGAGCGGAUGGGGACUUGGUGAAUGGGUUUUUCAAACAAGGAUUGCGGAUUUUCAAAAUAUGCGGCGACCUAUUCCAAACUUUGCGUAUUUGACAGCUGGAAUGAAAGUUGAAAUCAAUCAGGUAUCGAUUAGUGGAUGGUGUGCGGUGAUGCGGCGCAACAGUCUAUUGAUGAAAGCCUUGCGGGACGUAAUAUUCAACGGGUUGCAUUUGGGACCAAACUACAAGUUUGCGCAAAUCUACUUGCGUAUCGGCACAAAUGAUAUGAAGGGCCUGUGCACCUUCAAAUAUUAUGACGUCCGUUUUCCAACUUUCGAGGCCUUUUACAAGGAAUAUGAGCAGUUCAUGGGAAAUCUGGUAAAGACCUUUGCUUGCAACGUGUUUGCUUUGGGAGCAGCUCCGCCUUCCGCAUCACCAUUAUUGGAGAGUCCUACAAGUGUGGCGUUGGAUGCUGACCAAAAUGGAUUACCAUUAGUACCUUUAAGGUGCUUGGAUAAUGUUGACCUUGUGGAGGAAGAAGAUAGGGAGAGAGCUGGUCGCAUUUAUCUGAAUGAAAUUUACAGACGAUUAGCAGGUAUUGAUGGGGUCAUGAACGUUGUUGAUGCAGAAAGAAAUCUGGGAUGGAUUGCUCUGCCUACACCCAUUGAUGGGCUGAGGGCGUAUAGCAGUGGUCGUGGAAAGUUAUCAGAUUUUGGGCAUAUUACGCCUUCUGGUUACCUGAUUUUUGCUAAGUAUCACUGCAUUUCCAUAUGGCGUGGGAUUCGAAUGUUACCAGGCUAUGAAAAGGUAGUAGGACGAAUCUGCUCAGGACAAAAUCCUAGGUGGCUUGAUGAUGGAACAGUGGCAGUGGGUUUGGCUCCUGAUAAUCUGCAUGGGCAUAGUGGAUCCUUUGGACCAGUUUCAGACUGUGUUGGACCAUUAGUUCCCACCGGGAAUAUUGAUCUUGCCAAGUUACGAAAGUUCGACUUUGACGAAUGCUUCCUGACUGAUGCUGCUACAAGUAAUGCCCGGAGUCGGUCAAAAAUUGAAGUUGGGGACAUAGUGCGAAUUCAAAACGUGAAGGGGACCAGAAUCGUCGUAUCUCGAACUCCUACUGGUUUUUGGAUGGUUGGUUUUGGUGGUCAACUGUAUGUGGAAUCAAAUGUAAUUUGUAAAAUAUUCCUGAUGACAAAAUUCGUGCCUGAGAAUGAGAUGCAAUAUUUUCGGAAUGCGUCGCGCGCAAUGAAGAUUACGGAUCGUCUACUCGAUUUACUGGGGGACUGGAAGAUCCCAUUGCCUAUUCCUGGCUGUGUCUUCGAGGAUUUCGGAUUCGCUACGGAUGACUAUGGAUUCACUGGGCCUUUACGGGAAAAUUCGGAUCUGCCAGCAAUCCUAAUUCUAAGUACGUCUAUGACGAGUGGAUGGGGACUUGGUGAAUGGGUUUUUCGAACAAGGAUUGCGGAUUUUCAAAAUAUGCGGCGACCGAUUCCAAACUUUGCAUAUUUGACAGCAGGGAUGAAAGUUGAAAUCAAUCAGGUAUCGAUUAGUGGAUGGUGUGCGGUGAUGCGACGCAACAGUCUAUCGAUGAAGGCAUUGCGGGACGUGAUAUUCAACGGGUUGCAUUUGGGACCAAAUUACAAGUUUGCUCAAAUCUACUUGCGUAUCGGAACAAAUGAUGUGAAGGGCCUGUGCACCUUCAAGUAUUAUGACGUCCGUUUUCCAACUUUUGAAGCCUUUUACAAAGAAUAUGAGCAGUUCAUGGGAAAUCUCGUAAAGGCCUUCGCUUGCAACGUGUUUGCUUUGGGAGCAGCUCCGCCUUCUGUAUCACCAUUAUUGGAGAGUCCUACAAGUGUGGUAUUGGAUGCUGACCAAAAUGGAUUGCCAUUAGUACCUUUAAGGUGUUUGGAUAAUGUUGACCUUGUGGAGGAAGAAGAUAGGGAGAGAGCUGGUCGCAUUUAUCUGAACGAAAUUUACAGGCGAUUAGCAGGUAUUGAUGGGGUCAUGAAUGUUGUUGAUGCGGAAAGAAAUCUGGGAUGGAUCGCUUUGCCUACACCCAUUGAUGGGCUGAGAGCGUAUAGCAGUGGUCGUGGAAAGUUAUCAGAUUUUGGGCAUAUUACGCCUUCUGGUUACUUGAUUUUCGCUAAGUAUCACUGCAUUUCCAUGUGGCGUGGGAUUCGAAUGUUGCCAGGCUAUGAAAAGGUAGUGGGACGAAUCUGCUCAGGACAAUAUCCUAGGUGGCUUGAUGAUGGAACAGUGGCAGUGGGUUUGGCUCCUGAUAAUCUGCAUGGGCAUAGUGGAUCCUUUGGACCAGUUUCAGACUGUGUUGGACCAUUAGUUCCCACUGGGAAUAUUGAUCUUGCCAAGUUGCGAAAGUUUGACUUUGACGAAUGCUUCCUGACUGAUGCUGCAACAAGUAACGCCCGGAGUCGGUCAAAAAUUGAAGUUGGGGACAUAGUACAAAUUCGAAACGUGAAGGGGACCAGAAUCGUCAUAUCUCGAACUCCUACUGGUUUUUGGACGGUUGGUUUUGGUGGUCAACUGCAGCGUCGUCGCCGCUUAAACCGAGCUGUUGCGUUUCUUGUCGUUGUCGUUGUUGUUGUCGCUCUUGCACUAGUCGGACAAGAAGUGGCUCACCAUCACAGGGCGCACGAGAAGCAGCAGCAGGAGCAACAGGGCCGCCAUAAUAAGAAGAAGAUGGCGCCGCAGCCGCCGAAACGCACGGAGGCGUCCAAGCAGGCCGUCGGCGCAUGGAACCUUUGUGCUGGAAAGCGUCGGAAUGCCAAGAGUAGCAGCAAUAAGGCGCAGAUUGCUCCUGAACCUCCGGUUGACCACCAGAUUAUCGAGUACAGUGAAGAAUACACUGAGAUAAGCAUGGAGGAAGACGAACUGGACGACGAAGAUGACAAUAAUGAAGAGAACAACGUCAACCUCAUUGAAGAACACGUCGCAAAGAAGAAAUUGAGCCCGAGGUCAGUGCCAGUGGAACGCCGCCGCCACGACUUCUCGCCGUCACGCGUCAGCGUCGCCACUCAAGUAUCAGAGUCAUGCUCCGAAGAAGAAGAAGAAAACGACGCAGUCGAGACCAACAAGUCCGCCACAUUGCCCAGAAACUUUGCCGAGCGCUUCAAACUCUCGUCGCCGCGAACAUCAGCACAGCCGCCACCGCCUGCAACACCAGCAGCAGCACUCACGCAGCUGGACGCCAAAUCCGCGGCGUUUGCCCGCAAGUCCGCCGGAAGCUCGACGUUGUCCCCAGUCCGUCUCACCGCCUUCAAAACGACGUCCUUUGAGAAGAUCAAUUUCCUGAAGGCGCCGGUGAUGUCCGUUGCUGAUGGGGACAGUGCGGCGGGGAACGGAUUCACGUCCACGCACUUGGUGCGGAGUGCUGGUGGUGGUGGUGGUAGUGCUGGACUGAAAAAUGGUGGUGGUGAGGAUAAUGAUAAUGAUGAUGAUGAUAAUAAGGGGUCGUCUUUCCUGAUGAGUCGACUGGGAAGAAAGUCGUGGGACGCUGCUGGGGGUGAAGGUCGGUUUUUUGAUGCGAAGACGUCGGGCACGCGGUUACUGAGUGUCCCGACGACCCCCGCCGUGAAUGGGAACAAGUCAGGAGGAGGAAACAUCAACAAGCCUCCCUCAAGCCCCUUCAGAGUGUUUCCCAUCAGCACCAGUCCAAAACCUCCAGCAACAGCAGCUGACACAUCAUCAGAUCGAGGAAGACCAACGUCAUCAAUCAGCAAAAUGCCCAGCAGCAGCAGCAGCAGACGUGUUGAUGAACCCGUGCCCGUGGUGACCCAGCAACGUUCCCGUAGUGCGAGUCUGCAACCAGCUCGUCUGUCCGCGUUACUUCACGGAGGAUCAAAUCCAAGCACUAGUACUAAUCAUACCAGCAGCAGCAGCAGUGGCAUCUGUGCCACUAGUGGUAGUCUUCGAAAUCCACCACCGGAGAAACGCGCUGCAGAAAGCAGUCAUUUCGUUAUCGUAGCCGUGGAUUUCGGAACCACUUACAGCGGUUACGCGUUUUGCUUCACGCACAAACCCAGCGACAUCCACGUCAUGAGAAAAUGGCCGGGUUAG